Messenger RNA from Eremomyces bilateralis CBS 781.70, 2622 nucleotides. RefSeq lists its product as uncharacterized. The record is from RefSeq and is a predicted model, not a curated record. The transcript is spliced from 4 exons. NCBI's taxonomy places the organism in Eukaryota, Fungi, Ascomycota, Dothideomycetes, Eremomycetales, Eremomycetaceae. Bases 1 to 2622 code for a protein of 873 amino acids. Gene Ontology annotation, molecular function: protein binding; ADP binding.
AUGAAUUGGUUCGAUUGCCAUCGGCUCGACGAUUACCCCAGCUUCAGCCUGGCCGAGUUUGCCGAAGAUGAGGUUCCUCGCUAUGCCAUACUCUCGCACACUCACACUUGGGGACAUGACGGCUAUGAAGUCACGUACAAAGACAUCACAGAUGGCACUGGAAGUGGCAAGGCUGGCUACGACAAGCUUCACUUCUGCGCAGUCCAAGCCAAGACUGACGGGCUGGGCUACUGCUGGAUAGACACCUGUUGUAUCGACAAGACAAAUGCCGCCGAGCUUACCGAAAGUAUCAACUCUAUGUUUCGAUGGUACCAGAAUGCCAUCAAAUGCUAUGUUUUCCUUACGGAUGUCUCGGCUUCUAUGAGCGAAGAUGACAGAGACUCCCAGACGCUACAAGAGCUCAUUGCUCCCCGAUGCGUCGAAUUUUUCUCGCAAAAGCGCGAGCUGCUUGGAGACAGAAAGACGCUAGAAAAGCAGAUUCACCAGGUUGCUAACAUUUCCAUUCACGCGCUUCGAGGGGAGCCGUUGUCUCACUUUACUAUCGAUGAGCGCAUGUUAUGGGCGGCAAACAGAAUAACCAAGCGACCCGAAGACAAAUUUUACUCUCUACUUGGAAUUUUCGAUAUUCAUAUGGAAGCUAUUUACGGCGAGGGCGAGCAUCACGCAUUUCGGCGGCUCCUUAGGGAGCUCGAGAGAUAUUCGGAAAACCACCAGUUAAGCGAGUUGUUUCGGGAUCAACUACUAGUAUCCUCCGCCAGACAGCCAAAAACACCCCUAGAAAAUCCGACAUGGGUUGUGCCGUUUGAGCGGAACUCUCGCUUCACUGGCCGUGAGCCUGAGCUGGCUCGGCUCGAAGAAAUGCUGUUCAGCAAGCAUCGUACCGCGAAACUCGCGAUCACUGGACUUGGAGGUGUAGGAAAGACUCAGCUUGUUAUCGAGCUGCUGUGCCGCGUCGCCGACAAGCAAAAGCACUGCUCGGUUAUCUGGAUUUCCGUAGUCAACAUGGAAAGCCUACACCAAUCAUACUUGGACGCUACUCGGCAGCUUGGCAUAUCUGGAUUUAAAGACAACAAGGCGGAUAUAAAGAGACUGGUGCAGGACCAUCUGAGCAAAGAAAGCACAGGGCGGUGGCUACUAGUGUUCGAUAAUGCCAACGACAUCGAUAUGUGGAUUGCCAAGGCUGGACCUGGGCUGCAGCAGCUUGGGCAGGGAUCGCACCCUUUGAUCGACUACCUCCCAAAGAGUAAGCAAGGAGCUGUUAUAUUCACGACGCGGGACAGGAAGAUAGCAGUCAAGCUCGCGCAACAGGACGUCGUGGACGUUCCGGAGAUGGGAGAAGACGCGGCUUCCCAAUUACUAGGGAAGUGCCUGGUUAAUACGGAGCUCGCCAAAAGCGGGAAAGAGACGGGUGCACUCCUUUUACAGCUCACCUACCUUCCGCUAGCCAUUGUCCAGGCAGCGGCGUACAUUAAUGAGAAUGCAAUAUUACUUACAGACCAUCUGUCGCUCCUGGUCGAACAGGAAGAAGAGGUGAUUGAUCUUCUUAGCGAGGAGUUUGAAGACGACGGGAGGUAUCGCGAUAUCAUGAAUCCGGUAGCCACAACGUGGUUAAUCUCGUUUGAUCAAAUCCGGCGGCGCGAUCGGCUGGCGGCCGAUUACUUGUCGUUUAUGGCCUGUGUAGAGCCAAAGGACAUUCCACAGUCUCUUCUUCUGCCAGGGGCGUCGCGGAAGAAGGAGGUGGAUGCGAUCGGAACACUUACCGCGUAUUCGUUCGUCAAUAGGCGGCCGGCCGACGAGUGCCUCGAUCUCCAUCGGCUGGUGCAUUUAGCAACGCGGAACUGGUUGCGGAAAGAAGAGCUGCUUGCGCAAUUAACCGAGAAAACUAUUAUGCGACUAGAACAAGUUUUCCCCGAUGAUAACCACGAGAACCGAAGCGUGGAUCUUAUGUGGAGGUACGGAAUGUGUCUUUACAAAGAUGGACGAUGGAAUGAGGCUGAAGAACCGAUUAAUCAAGUGUUCGAUAUGGAGAAAAGAGUGCUUGGCGCGGAGCAUCCAGACACGCUGACCAGUCUGGCCAACCUGGCGUCGACGUACAGGAACCAAGGCCGAUGGAAGGAGGCCGAAGAGCUGGAGAUACAAGUGAUGGAGACGAAUGCGAGGGUGCUUGGCGCAGAGCAUUCAGACACGCUGACCAGCAUGGCCAACCUGGCGUCGACGUACAGGAAUCAAGGCCGAUGGAAGGAGGCCGAAGAGCUGGAGGUACAAGUGAUGGAGACGAGUGCGAGGGUGCUUGGCGCAAAGCAUCCCUCCACGCUGGCUAGCAUGGCCAACCUGGCGUCGACGUACAGGAAUCAAGGCCGAUGGAAGGAGGCUGGAGAGCUGGAGGUGCAAGUGAUGGAGACAAGAAAGAGGGUGCUUGGCGCAAAGCAUCCAGACACGCUGACCAGCAUGAACAAUCUUCCCUUCACGUGGAAAGCGCAGGGUCGAGAUCCAGAGGCUAUCGGUCUAAUGAUAGAGUGUACACGGUUUCGAGAACGGGUUCUAGGGGCUACCCAUCCGCAUUUCAUUUCUUCCUCGAAAAUCUUAGCGGAUUGGGAGCUGAACGAGGCGCUCGUAAAAUAG